AUGCUCCUCUUCACCGCCUGCCACCCUUCCCUCCUGAAGCAUCAUAGCCUAGUCCACUUUUGUGUUCAGACGGCUCUAUUCUCCCCCCUUCCCCUAACUUCCACUCGAUUUUCCCGCUUUCCUCACCUUUGCCCCACUCUCUCGUCUGCUCGACUUCCUGCCAUCGCAAGAGGCGCACCCCACUGGUUAAUUUGUGAGCAUUCUGUUCUUGCGAUCCCCAGUUUGCGUAGGCCCAAUCUUUUGCAAGUCGUCCAAGCAUGCUUGUACAUGCGAAUAGAUGAUGAUAUUGAUGGCGUCUUCGGCGACAACCAAAAGGACGACUGUGAACUCGAGAAGAGAACACAUUUCAUGCAGUGUUAA
Molecule: messenger RNA, 360 nt
Organism: Protopolystoma xenopodis
Lineage: Eukaryota; Metazoa; Platyhelminthes; Monogenea; Polystomatidea; Polystomatidae
Source: the annotation of a GenBank genome assembly